Messenger RNA from Austrofundulus limnaeus, 3091 nucleotides. RefSeq names its product anosmin 1 (gene anos1). The record is from RefSeq and is a predicted model, not a curated record. NCBI's taxonomy places the organism in Eukaryota, Metazoa, Chordata, Actinopteri, Cyprinodontiformes, Rivulidae. Gene Ontology annotation, molecular function: peptidase inhibitor activity; protein binding. Gene Ontology annotation, cellular component: cell surface; extracellular region. Gene Ontology annotation, biological process: neuron differentiation.
GAUGAUGAUGAUGAUGAUGUUUUCCGGGAGCUUGAACGCACUGACCCUGUUGUUGUGGAUUACGGCCGCGACGGGUCCGGGAAGUGUCUCCGGCGCGAGGAGGCAGGAGGAGUCCUUCUUCACCGGCAGCGUCUACCGAGCGAGGUGCGCCUCGAGGUGCCUCAGCCUCCACAUCACCCGCAUCUCUGCCUUCUUCAAGCACUCCCAGAAUAAUGGAUCCUUGGUAUGGUGCCAGAAUCACAAGCAGUGCUCCAAGUGUCUGGAGCCCUGCAAGGAGUCCUGGGACCUGAAAGAAAACCAGUGCCAAGAUUUAUGUGAGCCCCUAUUUCCCAAGAAGCACUAUGAGUGUCUGACAAGCUGUGAGUUCUUAAAGUCUGUGGAGGGAGUGAAGCAAGGCGACUGCCCUGCACCCGAGAAGGCCAGUGGCUUCGCUGCAGCCUGUGUGGAGAGCUGCGAGGAGGACGGAGAGUGCUCAGGAGUCAARAAGUGCUGCAGCAACGGCUGCGGCCACACCUGCCAGGUCCCCAAGAAUCUCUACAAAGGAGUCCCCCUGAAGCCGAGGAAGGAUCUGGUGUUCUUGGAACAGCCUUCAGGUCAGCUGGAGAUUCGCUGGUCGUCCAAGUUCAACAUCUCGGUGGAGCCCGUCCUCUACGUGGUGCAGCGCCGCUGGAACUACGGCAUCCACCCCAGCGAGGAUGAUGCGACGGAGUGGCAAACAGUUGCUCAGACUGCAGAGGAGCGCAUCCAACUGGCUGACAUCAGAGCCAGCAGAUGGUACCAGUUCAGAGUUGCAGCAGUCAAUGUCCACGGGACCCGCGGCUUCACUGCGCCCAGUAAACACUUCCGCUCCUCCAGAGAUCCAUCCUCCCCUCCCAGCCCAACUAAUCUGCACGUCACCAAUGUGACAUUGGGGGAUGAAGGCCUGGUGACAGUUCAUCUCAACUGGACUCUGCCAGAAGAGCCUGAUAUUCCCAUACACCACUACAAAGUGUUCUGGAGCUGGACUGUGCCCAGCAARUCGAUGGUGCCAUCUAAGAAGAAGAGGAGAAAGACCACCAAUGGGGCUCAAAGCUGGGUGGAUCUGGAGGGACUGCAGCAGAAUAGCAGCUACACUGUGGAGCUGCAGGCUGUCACCUACUGGGGACAGGUGCGCCUGAAGAGCUCCAAGGCCUCACUCCACUUCAGUACCUCCCAGAAUAACGAGUCAGCAAAACUGGUGCUCAAGUCAAAGAAGGAGGAGAUAUCCUCUCUUGGUGCGACCUUGGCCAAACGCCCCUCUGGCCCUCUUGAAGUAGGCACGCCCUUCUACCAGGACGGUCAACUGCAGGUCCGAGUCUAYUGGAAGAAACGAGGAGAUCCGACUGUAAGUCGCUACCACGUCCAGUGGAUGCCUGAGUACUGCAGCCACAAUGAGACUCGAGGACCAUCAAAAUCCGUCACGCAGGAGAACUACAUCAACCUCCCAGGUCUGCUGUUCUCCUGCAAGUACAAAGUCACCGUUCACCUAUUGAAGUCCAAGAAACGCUCCAAGGACGAGAGCACCACCUUCUUCACCCCAUCCUGCGCUACCAUCCGGAGCAAGACUCACAAACACAUCCCCUGCCCGGGGGAGGGAGUUACAGUGCUUCCAAAGGUUUUGGCUAAACCAGAAAACCUGACAGCCUCUUUCUCCAUUAAUGAGGGAAACAUAACCGGCAGUUUCCUGUGGCGUGUAUCCAAGGUGGCUCCUCAUCAGCGAAUCACAGGCUUCCAGGUCACCUGGGCCGAGAUAAACACAGAAAGCCGGCAAAACAGCCUGCCCAAUAGCAUCAUAUCGCAGUCCCAGAUCCUGCCUCCGGAUCAUAAUUUGCUCGUAGUGUCCAACCUGCGGCCGUCCACCUACUACAGGCUGGAGGUGCAGGUCAUAACAACUGGAGGAGAGGGUCCUGCCACUGUCAAGACCUUCCAGACCCCGAAUAUAUUACCGGUCAUACAGCAUCGACCCAGACUCCGGCAGCACCACCCCCAUCACCAGAAGCCGUCGGUGGAGAGACACUGAGUGUUCAAAUCGAAGCAAACCCAACAGGGAGAAGAACCYGCAGCUCUCUCCUCAUCUCUGCCAGGGAAGGAAAGCGUGGAGCCAAACAAGGAGCACCGCACGCCAGACCAUGAAGUGACAACCCCUACCCUUCUUCCUUCUUAAGACUCUACAACACGUCAGCUCCUUCUUAUCCACACUCUCUUUUCACCAGACGGGUUUGUGUGUGUACAGAAAAACUUAUACUUCAUACUCUGCCCCCCCCCCCCCCCCYCCCCGCCUCACAGACUCAAACAGGAAGUGAUGAAAGAACUCUAAAAUGUGUUGCAAUCCAGUCGUGCACAACAGAACGCCCUCUGGCUGGAUGUGGUAAAAGCCUGGUUUUUUUUUGGGGGGGGGGGGAUUCGAUGGGACAGGGUCAGACAGUAGGAAAAAACAGAACCUUUGUUUACUCUUGAAAUGAAAUGUAGAAACUCAUCUAUUUAUUUUGUGUUACCCUUUAAAGAGGCGCUUAGACAUCCAGUCUGAACUGAUGCACCCAAAGUCUUGUCUAACCCAGAAUAUCUCAUGUAGUAUGUUGCAUGUAGUACAUUUGAUUUUAGAGCUGUAAAUGAAUUACUUGCUUCGAGUUGCAUGAUGACCGUUAGCAUCCCCGUCGGCAUGAAACAAUGUCUGUGUUACCUCUUUUCAAUAUCCUAGCCAUAUUUCCCUAACAGAUUAACAAAUAAAUAUAUUGGAAUUAAUAUGUCAUGUUUAUUAAUAAAAUUAUAACUCGUGAGGAAAUGAAUUGUACAUGUUCUUGGCUGUAGAAAUAUUUGUCCCGGAACAGUCAGUGAAUGUCUAUAUUUAUUUAUGUGUGUACUACAAAGUUUGGUUUUGAUGUGCGUGAAUGUGGAUGUUUGUGUGUUUUGUUUUAUUUUUGUCUCAAAUUUUUGAUCCAAGGAAAAGAAAAAAAAAAUCUUGUAAAGACAUUUUGUAAAAAUGGAAUUGUAAAUAGAGUCUUAUGUUACAUGUUAUUUUUCCAUGCUAGAAACUGUACAAACGGCUAAGUAAUAAAACAAUCCUUAACCUGUG